Molecule: messenger RNA, 608 nt
Organism: Drosophila hydei
Lineage: Eukaryota; Metazoa; Arthropoda; Insecta; Diptera; Drosophilidae
Exons: 2
Coding region: 56-586 (176 amino acids)
Source: RefSeq, a predicted model, not a curated record
AAGUAUCUGUUAUCGCUAUAAAAAAAUAUUAUAACUAAAGAUCUAAAAUGUAAAAAUGAAGUCUGGAAAAUUAAAAAGGAAUUUUUGGUUAACUGCAGAAAUUGAAUGCAUGCUUAAUUUAAUAAAAGAAGUAAGAGUUACUCAAGAACCCACACACAGCACGACGACGCACAGUACUUUUACUCAAAUUGCCAGCAAAAUGAAAAGGCAUGGAUUCCCAAACAAAUCGCCAACUCAAGUUCGUCGAAAAUGGUUUCAGAUGAAGUCUGCGUAUCUUUGUUACAAAAAAGGAAACGUGGAUAGGCUCUUCUUAAUACCUGAGAAAUUUCGAAGCGUAAUUGCUCAAUUUGUUGAAAAUGGAAGCAAAGUGCGACGAGUUCCCUCAACUACACCACCGACAAAUGAGUGCAAAAUGCAGCACCAAAUAAAACCGGAGUCGGCAGUCGAUGUAUUUUUAGUCCAACUCAAACAAAGUAAUAGUUUAUUGAAUGUUGAAUUCAAUAAAUUGGAAUCAGCACUUUUAAAUUAUGAGCAAAGGUGCCAAUCAAUGCGAGAUUACAACAUAAUAAAAUAUAUGACUUCCUAAGAAAGAAUUCUUGAUUUAAAAA